GAAGUUGUUCCGGCGACAUGUUUACGCCAAAAGGCCAUAUCCGAUCAUGCAUCCGGAUGCAGCAGUAGCCAAACCUCGGCCUAAGCGUCGCCCGCGAAUCUGCCGCGCCUGUGAUGCCUGCUAUAAGCGAAAGAUCCAGUGUGACGCAGCGACGCCUCGGUGCAACUGGUGCCAUCACCAUGAUCUUCCUUGUACUUUCAAGCGCAAUCAGGAACGAAAUCAAGCUCGCUCCAAAGCUCACCAACAUCAUCCCUCAGAGUAUGGACUUGUGAUGCGGCAGCGAAAGUUUGCUAAGACUUGCUUCCAGCACCCAACAGUCCAGUUCCAGAGAAACACUCGCCCCACAAGGUAGUCAUUUGCAUCUUCUAUCUUGAAUUCAUACUAGGCUCGAGCCUUCAAACGCGCAUCACUUACAAGGCUACUCAGCCACAUC
Aspergillus sclerotioniger CBS 115572 is the source of this 433-nucleotide messenger RNA. Its product is annotated as Zn(II)2Cys6 transcription factor domain-containing protein. Gene Ontology annotation, molecular function: DNA-binding transcription factor activity, RNA polymerase II-specific; zinc ion binding. Gene Ontology annotation, biological process: regulation of DNA-templated transcription. Bases 47 to 352 code for a protein of 101 amino acids. The transcript has 3 exons. The record is from RefSeq and is a predicted model, not a curated record. NCBI's taxonomy places the organism in Eukaryota, Fungi, Ascomycota, Eurotiomycetes, Eurotiales, Aspergillaceae.